AUGAAUUUAGGUGAGAGAAGAAAACUUGUUAGCAAGUUGAAAUUGUGUUUUAACUGUCUUAAGGGCAAACAUUUUUCAAAUACUUGUAGAAAACCAAAACAAUGUGUUGUACCUCUUUGUAGCUCUAAGCAUCAUACAUUGUUACACACUUGGGUAAAGCCAGAGUCUGACCAGACAGUUACACAGCCGUCUGUAAAUUGUGCUGCUACGAAUGGGUCAUUUUUAAAAACAUGUCUAGGGAUUAAACCUGCUACUGUAAUAGCUAGGAACGGUAACUCUUGCCAGACGGAUGAGUUGUUUGACGACGGCGCGGAUAAGACUCUGUGUGACGAACGGUUAUUGCAAAAGCUAAACUAUCCUGGGAAACCUGUUACCUUUCAAAUAUCCACCAUAAGUUCCGUUGCCAGUAGUACCGUAGGACAGGAAGUUGACCUGCACGUGAAACCUGUUUUCGGUGGCGAUGAAGUAAAACUUAACAAUGUAUGGUCGGUGAAAAGGCUACCAAUUACUACUAGGUCUGCUGCUACUGCGGAAGAUACUCGCAAAAUACCCUACCUAUCUGACUUGAAGAUUCCACGUGUCGACGUCACUGACGUCAUGUUAUUAAUAGGCACGGAUUCACCAGACGCAUACGUUCCCCUUGAAGUUCGCGCCGGAGAAAGUAAUCAGCCGUACGCAGUUAGGACGCGGCUUGGUUGGACAGUUCGUGGUCCUGUUCCAGGAAAUACUGAAAAUAACGGAGCGGGAACAGUGAGCAUUCAUUUUGGUCAAUCUAGUGACGUCACACUGCAACAACAGCUUGAGCGCAUGUGGACGUCGGAUUUUAAUGACGUGCUUCACAGUGAGAAAGAUUCUUUGUCCCUGGAAGAUAAGAAGGCUCUAUCUAUUAUGGAAUCAACUCUGACAUACAAAAAUGGCCACUACAAGAUGGGACUACCCUGGCGAAGUAAAGAUGCAUACUUUCCAAAUAACCUGGCACUUGCACAUGCGCGUCUUCAACAACUAAAAAAGAAGUUUUCCCGUGACGCAGAACUUUACGAAAAAUACUCGCCGACAGUAAUUGAUUAUAUAGAAAAGGGUUACGCUAAAGAAGUAACAUCUACAGAAGAUAAAAAUCGAACUUGGUAUUUACCUCAUCAUCCUGUUACAAACGAUAACAAACCUGGGAAGGUCCGAGUAGUAUUUGACUGCGCUGCGAAGUUCAAGUGUAUUUCAUUGAAUAGCCAACUACUUCAAGGUCCUGAUUUAAUGAACAAUCUAGUUGGAGUACUAACCCGUUUCAGACAAGAGAAAAUUGCUCUGAUUGCUGAUAUCGAGGCAAUGUUUCAUCAAGUGCGCGUGUGUGAAAAUGACUGCGACGCUCUUCGCUUCCUAUGGUGGCCUGAAGGGGACAUAACUAAACCUCCGAAGAUAUAUUUUAUGCAAGUCCACUUGUUCGGUGCUACAUCCUCCCCAAGCUGUACAGCGUAUGCACUUAAACGAAUAGCCGCUGAUAACGCUAAUAGUUAUGAACCGGAAGUUAUAUCAACAGUUAACAGAAAUUUUUACUUGGAUGACUGUUUAAAAUCCGUAUCAUCUGAAAAGAAGGCAGUGAAACUUGCAAGAUAUUUACAAUCACUGAUGAGUUUAGGUGGUUUCAGGUUGACCAAAUGGCUCAGUAACAGUAUGAAGGUUAUAGAUUCGAUACCUGAGGCAGAGCGUGCCCCAUCAGUCGUCAAGCUUGAACCUGGUACCUCUCUCCCUAGCGAUCGUGCUUUAGGUGUGAUGUGGAAUGUUAACGACGAUACACUCAGUUUCAAGGUUAAAUUGACAGAUAAACCUCUGACGAGACGUGGAAUAUUAUCAGUUGUUAGCUCCAUAUCCGAUCCACUAGGACUUGCAUCACCAGUAACAUUACAAGCAAAAGCAAUCAUACAGAAACUCUGCAAAGAGAAACUAGGAUGGGAUGAUGAAAUACCACAGUCACACUGCAAUGAAUGA
Messenger RNA from Mercenaria mercenaria, 1980 nucleotides. RefSeq lists its product as uncharacterized. The transcript has a single exon. The coding region runs from base 1 to 1980 and encodes 659 amino acids. The record is from RefSeq and is a predicted model, not a curated record. Lineage: Eukaryota; Metazoa; Mollusca; Bivalvia; Venerida; Veneridae.